GUUUGGAAAAAUAUUUUAUAUUUCUUGCAAUUGUAGAUAUGGAUGAAAAUAUACGACUCGGUCUACAGGACCAGCUGGUUGAUCUCAUUAUGCGGGUACUAGUGCGACAUGAAGAACUUCACUACUACCAGGGUUACCAUGAUAUUUGUGUUACAUUCCUGCUGGUGGUUGGGGAGGAUGUUGCAUUUGCUCUGGUAGAUAAAUUAUCAAUGAAUCAUCUAAGAGAUUUUAUGGAUGCAGAUAUGGACAGGACCAAACACAUUCUUAACUACAUGUAUCCAUUAAUUGGUCGAGUUAAUCCUAAUCUUAGAGACUUUAUGGAGAGGUAA
Molecule: messenger RNA, 329 nt
Organism: Mercenaria mercenaria
Lineage: Eukaryota; Metazoa; Mollusca; Bivalvia; Venerida; Veneridae
Product: TBC1 domain family member 20-like
Exons: 3
Coding region: 39-329 (96 amino acids)
Biological process (GO): positive regulation of GTPase activity; endoplasmic reticulum to Golgi vesicle-mediated transport
Cellular component (GO): endoplasmic reticulum membrane
Molecular function (GO): GTPase activator activity
Source: RefSeq, a predicted model, not a curated record